GAAAAUCCAUUUGGUUAUAGGCAACUAAGGAAACCACACAGAAUGAAGCUCUGGAACUCCACAUUGGGAAGUGGCUUCAUCUUGGUGGGGAUUCUGAAUGAAAGUGGGUCUCCUGAACUGCUCUGUGCUACAAUGGCAGCCCUGUACAUGUUAGCCCUGAUCAGCAAUGGCCUGUUGCUUCUGGUCAUCAUAACAGAUGCCCGGCUCCACGUGCCCAUGUACCUCCUGCUUGGUCAGCUCUCUCUUAUGGACCUCUUGUUCACAUCUGUUGUUACUCCCAAAGCCAUCAUCGAUUUUCUGUGCAGAGAAAACAUCAUCACCUUUGAAGGCUGUGCCCUUCAGAUGUUCCUGGCACUGACACUGGGUGGUGCAGAGGACCUCCUAUUGGCCUUCAUGGCCUAUGACAGGUAUGUGGCCAUUUGUCAUCCUCUGAACUACAUGGUCCUCAUGAGACCUAAGGUCUGCUGGCUUCUGGUGGCCAUGUCCUGGAUCCUGGCAUCCCUAAAUGCUCUGGGACAUACCAUGUAUACCAUGCAUUAUCCCUUCUGCAAAGCCCAGACAAUCAGGCACCUGCUGUGUGAGAUCCCACCUUUGCUGAAGUUGGUCUGUGCUGAUACCUCUAGAUACGAGCUCAUGGUAUAUGUGACAGGUGUGACUUUCCUCUUGCUUCCCUUUUCCGUCAUUGUUGCCUCCUACAUACUAAUCCUCUUUACUGUGCUCCACAUGGCAUCAAAUGAAGGGAGGAAGAAAACCCUUAUCACCUGCUCUUCCCACCUAACUGUGGUGGGGAUGUUCUAUGUAACUGCCACAUUCAUGUAUGUGCUGCCCAGUUCCUUCCACAGCCCCAAACAAGACAACAUCAUCUCUGUUUUCUACACAAUUGUCACUCCAGCCUUGAACCCCCUCGUCUAUAGCCUGAGGAAUAAGGAUGUCAUGGGAGCCUUGAGAAGGGUCCUAAGAAAGCACAUAUUUCCAACACAAUCCACCCUCUAGAAAGGGUCCA
This is a messenger RNA of Nycticebus coucang (slow loris), 1003 nucleotides long. RefSeq names its product olfactory receptor 2AG2-like. Gene Ontology annotation, cellular component: membrane. Lineage: Eukaryota; Metazoa; Chordata; Mammalia; Primates; Lorisidae. Gene Ontology annotation, molecular function: G protein-coupled receptor activity; olfactory receptor activity. The record is from RefSeq and is a predicted model, not a curated record. Gene Ontology annotation, biological process: G protein-coupled receptor signaling pathway. The coding region runs from base 43 to 993 and encodes 316 amino acids. The transcript has a single exon.